This is a messenger RNA of Drosophila suzukii, 428 nucleotides long. RefSeq names its product Ecdysone-induced gene 71Ed (gene Eig71Ed). Lineage: Eukaryota; Metazoa; Arthropoda; Insecta; Diptera; Drosophilidae. The record is from RefSeq and is a predicted model, not a curated record.
GAAGGGUUGGGGCAAACACUUCGGUAGUUAGCUUACUGAUAAGUUCCCGUAAAGAGUUAUCUAGACAUAACAUGCAUAUCAAAGCUAUUUUGGCCGUAUUAACUGUCCUUAUUGUGACCUUGGUCGCAGGACAAAAUCGGAACUGCGAUGAGUUGACCAGGAGCUGUGAACGCUGCGUGGAAAGGUUGAAUAACCGAAAUGAUCGGGACCUGCCAACCUUCAAUAGUCAGUGCAGGGAAAGGACCCGAAGGAACUGGCGCUGGAGGAACGUAGGACGUUGUGAGCUCACCAGACUGAACUGCUUGGGAGCGGAUCGACGCAUGAACUGUAAUGACAUUGCUGAGAUUGCUGGCAUGGACCGUGUUAACUAAACAAACUCACAUAUUGAUAAAAUGAUUGAUAAUAAAAAUCUAGAGAGCAUUGAAAUA